Limulus polyphemus (Atlantic horseshoe crab) is the source of this 588-nucleotide messenger RNA. RefSeq names its product craniofacial development protein 2-like. Lineage: Eukaryota; Metazoa; Arthropoda; Merostomata; Xiphosura; Limulidae. The transcript has a single exon. Gene Ontology annotation, biological process: chromatin remodeling. Bases 1 to 588 code for a protein of 195 amino acids. Gene Ontology annotation, molecular function: catalytic activity. The record is from RefSeq and is a predicted model, not a curated record. Gene Ontology annotation, cellular component: nucleus.
AUGACACGAUACAAACUAGACAUUCUUGGUUUAGCAGAGAUGAGGUGGAGUGGAUGUGGUCGUAGUCAGUCUGAAGAAGUUACCAUCUUGUGGCCAGGUCAUGAACAGCAAGCAGUAAACGGAGUUGGAAUGAUGAUAAGCAAAACAGCUGACAAAGCUUUGGUGGAAUGGAAGCCAGUAGAUGAAAGAAUUUUAACGGCAAGAUUUGUUACUAGUCAGUCUAGAUUGACAAUAGUUCAAUCCUAUGCCCCCACUGAGACAGCUGAUGAAGUUGUUAAAGAUAGUUUUUAUGAGAGGCUGCAAGAAACUGUGGAUGGGGUUCAUAGGUAUGACAUAUUGAUGGUGAUGGGCGAUUUUAACACAAAAAUGUCCCCAGAAAGAAUUAAUGGAAUGGUGGGGCCGUUUGCAUCGUCACCUGUAACAAAUGAAAAUGGUGAUCGAUUUAGAACCUUCAGCAAUGUCAAUGGACUUUGCAUUGGCAAUUCCUUCUUCCAACACAAACGCAUACAUAGAUGGACUUGGAGGUCGCCUGAUGGCCAAAUUAAAAAUGAAAUCGAUUACAUAUGUAUUAGUAAGCGUUGGGUGUAA